AUGGCGGAGAUUAGUUGCACUUAUCUGAUUGUGGGAGGUGGGAUUGCCGGGGUUUCGUGCGCGGAAGCGCUCGCGUUUUGGGCCGAUGCUCGGGAUAGUGUGGUGUUGCUGGCGGAAUCGUCGCUGGUGAAGGCGGCCACGAACGUGGUGUCGCUGGGGAAGGUCCUGACCAAGUUCGACGUUGAAGAGAAGGACGGGAGUAGUUUGGGUGGGAACAUUCGGGUGUUGGAAGAUCAGCUGGACCGGGUUGAGAGUGAGGGACACUUUGUGAGCACGAGUAGUGGGAAGAGGAUCAACUAUCGAUAUUUGUGUCUGUGUACCGGAGCACGUCCCAAGCUGAUCGGGGACAAUCCGAACGUGAUUGGGAUUCGCGACACGGAGUCGGUGCAGGAGUUUCAGAAGCGGGUCAGCAACGCCACCCGACUGGUCGUGGUCGGGAAUGGAGGCAUCGCGUCGGAGUUGGUGUACGAAAUCAGCGGGAUUGAGGUGCACUGGGUUGUUAAGGACGAGUACAUCAGCUCGACGUUUGUCGAUUCCGGUGCGGCGCGGUUCUUCCAGGAGCGACUCACGGAGAAGGUCCAGGAGAAGACGGUCCUAAAGCGGAUGCGAUACUCAGAGGAGAAGGCGGGUAGUUCGUCGCGACGAGGAGCUGCACUGGGACCGGAUUGGCACCGCACUGUGGACAUUUCCGGCAAGUUGGAGCACGUACCAGACUCGGUCAAGAUUCACUACGCUGUGGAAAUAAAAGAGCUUGCAGCUCAAAGUGAAGGCUUCCCGGUAAAACUGACCCUGUCCAACGGGGAAGUCAUCGAGUGCGACUUUGUCGUGUCCGCGACGGGGGUCACUCCGGCGAUCAGCUUCACUUGCGAUCGCGAGUUCGCUCUCGGUCCGGACGGCGGCCUCCUCGUCAACUGGGAGAUGGCCACAUCCCUGCCGGAGGUUUACGCCGCCGGGGAUGUCUGCAGUGCCGGCUGGGACCCCGCCCAGCACUGGUUCCAGAUGCGCCUGUGGACGCAGGCCCGCCAGAUGGGAGCGAUGGCCGCGCGGGCCAUGGCGGCCAAACGGGCCGGCGAGACGAUCUACCAGGACUUUUGCUUCGAGCUGUUCAACCACGUGACGCAACUGUUCGGCUACCAGGUCGUCCUGCUGGGACGGUACAACGGCCAGGGGCUGAACGACAAGUACGAGGUGCUGCUCCGGAUGACGCCCGGCCUGGAGUACAUCAAGUUCGUUCUGGUUGACGGGCGACUUCAGGGCGCGAUGCUGAUCGGCGAAACGGGACUCGAAGAAACGUCCGAAAACUUGAUCCUGAACCAGCUGGAUCUGACGCCGUACGGGGACGACCUGCUCGAUCCCAACAUCGACAUCGAAGACUAUUUUGAUUAGUGCACUAGUUUCAAGG
Molecule: messenger RNA, 1402 nt
Organism: Culex pipiens pallens (northern house mosquito)
Lineage: Eukaryota; Metazoa; Arthropoda; Insecta; Diptera; Culicidae
Gene: Pyroxd1
Product: pyridine nucleotide-disulfide oxidoreductase domain-containing protein 1
Exons: 1
Coding region: 1-1386 (461 amino acids)
Molecular function (GO): oxidoreductase activity
Source: RefSeq, a predicted model, not a curated record